Melampsora larici-populina 98AG31 is the source of this 405-nucleotide messenger RNA. RefSeq lists its product as hypothetical. Gene Ontology annotation, molecular function: protein-phosphatidylethanolamide deconjugating activity. Lineage: Eukaryota; Fungi; Basidiomycota; Pucciniomycetes; Pucciniales; Melampsoraceae. The coding region runs from base 1 to 405 and encodes 134 amino acids. The record is from RefSeq and is a predicted model, not a curated record. The transcript is spliced from 4 exons.
AUGUACCUGCCAGAAUCCAAUCCAUCAUCAAUACAUUCAAAAACAAAUCAUUCAAACUUUCAACGGAACAAAUCAUCAACUUCAAGCUCCAAUGACCUUUAUUCGAUAUCAUCCAACUUGACCGAUUAUCAAAUCCAAACUCAAAUUGAACUUGAUACACUUCAUGAACAACUUCAAUUCUACCUGGUACCACACCACCUAUCUGAACUGAAAUCAGAUCCAACUAAAUCAGUUAGAUGGCGUAGACCUGUACUUGUACUUAUGAAUGUUCAAUCAGGUUUAGAUCAAGUCAAUAUCAGUCCAUCAUAUUGCAAAACCAUUGAGGCUACGUUCACAUUCCCACAAUCAGUAGGAAUAGCAGGAGGAAGACCAUCACAAUCGCUCUUUCUGUGGAUUUCAAUCUGA